AUGUUAUCAAAUGGAAGGAUAUUAGUCACUGGUGAACUGAAUGUUAACACUAAUCUGAACAGUGUUGAAUUGUAUGAUCUAUCAGCUGGAAAUUGGAUAACAACUACAAAUAUGAAUAUUGAACGUUCUCAACACACUGCAUCGAUACUUGCAAAUAGAAAAAUAUUAGUUGCUGGUGAUUACAAUGGUAACAGUUCUAUCAACACCGCUGAAUUAUAUUAA
Molecule: messenger RNA, 222 nt
Organism: Adineta ricciae
Lineage: Eukaryota; Metazoa; Rotifera; Eurotatoria; Adinetida; Adinetidae
Source: the annotation of a GenBank genome assembly